Molecule: messenger RNA, 324 nt
Organism: Meloidogyne enterolobii
Lineage: Eukaryota; Metazoa; Nematoda; Chromadorea; Rhabditida; Meloidogynidae
Source: the annotation of a GenBank genome assembly
AUGAGCAGCUCUCCGGAAGAAGAAUUUAUUAAAUUUAUGCACGGAUCGUGCGAAUAUAGACAAUUUAACAAGAGGAAAUAUAUGAACGCUUUGAGCGAAGCUAUCAAAGAUGGUGUUCAGCUUGACCUAGGAGCGAGAUUAAGCAUACUUAUAAACUAUUUCAGAGCUGGUAAGUGGUGUCAUGAUUGCCUAAAGUUUGUUUUGAGUCGUAUGCAGUGUGAAAUUAUUUUACCCAAAUAUGAACAUAAUUUUAAAUAUGAAUUUUAUCUAUGUCCCGAUUGUUUUAAAAUUACAAAGAGUUAUUUAGAAAUACAUAAUAAUUAA